AAACGCUUUCCUUUUUCGUGGAAGAAACGGUUUUUGUGCGUGCCAAUAACAAUCAAAUAAAUGUGCUAGAGCAGAGAGGCAAUUCCACUCUGAACCAAAAACCUUGAAACGAACCAAAUCGUAUAAUGGAAGAGAAGCGCCGGGAAGCCGGGAGUCUGCCGGCGGCUACGAGCUCAGCCGGUGUCGGGGUCGAGUCACCGGCGUCAGAACCAGCUUCGUCGCGGCGCCGAGCGGGAGGGCAGAAAAGGAAAGCCACGGCGCUCUCAGCAGGCAACACUUCAUCAACGCCGUCGAAACGAAUCACUCGCGACAAGAACUCAAAUUCUCAUACCCCGAUCUACAACCACAACGGACCAUUGACGAGAGCUCGCCAGGGCCCUAGCAGUCUCAGUGCAUCGGCCGGAGGAACGGCUUUGGCUGGCGGAAAGCUCGAAGGGGCACGUGAUGACUUGAAGCUGGAGGUGGUUGAGGAACUGAACAAAGAGAGUCAACAGUGGGAGGCUUUGGAGGCGAAAAUCGAGGCGGAUUUUGAGGCGAUUAGAUCUCGUGAUAGUAAUGUUCAUGUGGUGCCUACACAUUGUGGUUGGUUUUCAUGGACAAGAAUUCAUCCUCUCGAGGAGCAAGGAUUGCCUUCUUUUUUCAAUGGGAAGUCCCAGAACCGAACUCCUGAUAUGUAUAUGGAGAUUCGGAAUUGGAUUAUGAAGAAGUUCCAUGCAAAUCCAAACAUUCAAAUUGAAUUGAAAGAUUUGUCAGAACUGGAAGUUGGAUGUGUGGAUGAUAAGCAGGAGGUGCUGGAGUUCUUGGACUACUGGGGCUUAGUCAAUUUCCAUCCAUUCCCACCCGAAUCCACUGCCACAAAUGCUGAUGGUGAUAGGGUGGCAAAUGCUGAUGUUGACAUGGCGGCUAAUAUUGACGAUGGUGGAGCAGCAAAAAAGGAUUCCUUGCUUGAAAAUUUAUAUCACUUUGAUGAAAUUCAAUUAUGUCCUCGUGUUGCUCCAAAGCCUAAGGUAAUAUCUCCCGCUGCCCCAUCUGGGUUGUUUCUAGAGUCUGCAAUUGCUGAAGAGUUGGUGAAGCCUGAGGGGCCAGGUGUUGAGUACCAUUGCAACUCUUGUUCGGCUGAUUGCUCUCGUAAGCGCUAUCAUUGCCAAAAGCAGGCAGAUUUUGAUCUAUGCACUGAUUGCUUCAAUAAUGGGAAGUUUGGCUCUGGCAUGUCAUCAUCGGAUUUUAUUCUUAUGGUGCCUGCUGAAGCUGCUGGUUUGAGUGGUGGGAAGUGGACAGAUCAGGAGACCCUUCUCCUCCUCGAAGCAUUGGAACUUUAUAGAGAAAACUGGAAUGAGAUUGCAGAACAUGUUGCCACUAAAACAAAAGCUCAAUGUAUAUUGCACUUUGUUCAAAUGCCGAUUGAGGAUGUAUUUUUUGAUCAUGAUGAUAGUGUAGAUGCCAAAUCUAAAGAAACUUCAGAUCCUACUGCAACCAAUGACGAUACAUCUACCCCUAAAGAUGUUCCUGAAACAUCAGAAAGUAAGACAGGUGCAAAUGAGGGUCAGACCCAAACUUCACCUAUGGAAACUUCAAAAUCAGAAGAUGCAAAUGCUACGAAUAUAUGUCAGGAAACUUCAAAACCUGAAGAUGAAAAUAAAGUUAAAGUUGGUGAGGAAAUGUUAAAAUCUGAAGACACCAAUGAAGUGAAAGUUCCGGAGACUGGUGAAAACAUUGCAUUGAAGGCUCUUAGGGAAGCAUUUGAAGCUGUUGGUUAUCAUCCGCCUGAAAGCCCACAUUCCUUUGCUGAAGUUGGAAACCCUGUCAUGGCAUUGGUGGCAUUCUUGUCACUGUUGGUGGGGCCUGACGAUGCUACUGCAUCAACUCGUGGUUCUUUGAAAUCCAUAUCUGGCAAUUCUCCUGCCAUUCAGUUGGCUGCAAGGCACUGCUUUGUUUUGGAAGAUCCCCCAGGUGACAAGAAGGAACCAACUCAGUCUGAGAGUGUUGCUAAAAUUGCCGAUCUGGACACUCAAAAAGAUGAUUACCUGGAAGACAGAAAGAACAAAGAGGAUAACACUACCACAAUGCUGGAUGAAAGAGAUUUGCCAAAUGAUCAUGACAGCAAGAUAACUGAAGAGUCUGUUCCAGAAGAAAAGAGAACAUCACCCUCUUCCAAUGAUAAACCGACAGAGGAAUUAAAUGCUGUAAAAGAAACAGGCAACAAAGUUAUUCCUGAAAGAGUUGAACCUAGUGAUUUGAAUCAAUUAAGCAAUCAAGAAUUGCCCAAAGAAAAUCAACCAAGCAUUGAGGAGGAAUCCAAUGAUUUAUCAUCCAAGGUUGCUCCAAGCUCUGUGAAAGAGUCUGGUGAGGGUAAUUCAGUUGGAGAGCCUUCUUCGUCGGUAGAGGUAGCCAAGGAUGUUGAAUUGUCUUCUGAUGCUCAUCCAUCGGAAAGGAGUGAGGCUGGUCAGCCAGCUAUAUCAAAUUCAGAUGUAGUUCCAUCUCAACCUUCAAAGGCAACAAAGGAUAUUGAUACGGUUUCUAAUUCUCUUCCACGGGAGAUUAUUGAACCCGAGCAACCAGUUGCAUCAAGUUCCAAAGCAGAGGCCUCUCAAACUUUGGAAGCACCGAAGGAUGUGGAUAUGGUGUCUAAUUCACUGCCUUUGGAAUCGAAUGAGCCUCAACAGACAGAUUCAAUUAUUGAAAAUGGAACAACUGCAGGUGAGGAUCAAACAAAAGAUGUUAAAGAAGAGAAGCAUGACCAUAGAGAGGCAAAAGAUGAACAUAAUAUUGAUAAAAUAAAGCAUGCAGCAGUUACUGCACUCUCUGCUGCAGCAGUGAAGGCAAAACUUCUUGCUAAUCAGGAAGAGGAUCAUAUUCGACAACUUGCUACAUCAUUGAUAGAAAAGCAGUUACAAAAGUUAGAAGCCAAGUUAGCUUUCUUUAAUGAGAUGGAUAAUGUGACUGUGAGGGUUAGAGAGCAAUUGGAGAGAUCAAGACAGAGGCUUUACCAGGAACGAGCUCAAAUAAUUGCAGCUCGACUUGGCUCUUCCAGACCAAUUCCAACAUCGAUGCCUGCCAACAGAAUGCCACCGAACUUUGCUAACUCUGUUGCAAGACCUCCUAUGAGCAUGACUUCCACACGGCCACCAAUGUCAAGACCCAUGGGGACUAUAGGUCCUACCCCUUCUAACUCAUUUGUCUCAACAACAGCAACUGGAAGUUCAGUUCGGCCUUCAAAUCAGGACAAAUUUUCUUCUCUUGGAAUGAAAUAGUCUCAUGUCGUAUAAAUCGUGAAUACAGUUUUAUCCAGCAAUCCCCCUGCUAGUUUUCCAAUUCUUGGAAAGUCUUCAAGUUUGCACAUUACAACUCAGGUGGUGGAAUCAAAUUUUUUCUAGUGAUAUGAAGAGCCAAAGUUUGGAUAUGGAAAUUCACUUCCCAUCUCACUCUUGGCAUCAUAUUGGGAGGGAGAAGCUGGUUUUUUGGCAUCUUCCCAUGUUGAGCGACAAUUGUUGGGUGCAUAAAAAUGUUUGCAGUCCUUAGGAAGUGAUGAACCAUGGUGUCUGUCUCUGCAUUCACUACUACUGUGAAUGAAGAUUCUACAUUCGAAGUCAGGUCCAAUCACCAUUGAUAUGCUUUUUCCUUUUCUAAUCUUGGAAAUUGACUUUCCGAAUCUAGCACAUCUGGAAAGUGGAAACUCGGCCUGCAUAUGUUCUGGAUCAGAUUUCUUGAUAAACGAAAGACUAGGAUGAUUCCCAUAUCUAGAAUCGAGUUAUAAGGAUGAUUCCCAUUUCCCAUACGUCUAUAAUUGAGUUAUUCGUUCUGGAUUCGAUUUGGAUGAUUCCCAUGUCUCUUGAUUGUAGUUGGCAUGAGAAACUUUAUGUAUGUUAUUAUGUACCACCAGUGUUUUAAGACCUGGCUUGGCCUGGCCGCUUGAAUUAGCUCAAUCGAGACUUAGAGUGGUGGAGCCUUCAUCGGAUUGGGUUACAAAUUUUCCUAUUCAUUAAAAACCUCAAAAAUUAGGAUAUCAAUCAAACAAUUAAAGGUUGGAAUGUUAAAGCUUUUGAAGAGGAAUGUUUAGUGAGUACAAUGGUGGCAACGGCGUCAAUUUUUGGUAAGAAAUUCGAUCGGAAAUCGUAAAACAAUGUUAUCUGAAAAAGCUUUUUGUUGCCAACGAUUGGAUAGGCGAAUGGGAGAGUGGUGAGAUGGGUUGGGGAUUGUUGUUGUCAUCGAA
Molecule: messenger RNA, 4210 nt
Organism: Pistacia vera
Lineage: Eukaryota; Viridiplantae; Streptophyta; Magnoliopsida; Sapindales; Anacardiaceae
Product: SWI/SNF complex subunit SWI3D-like
Exons: 9
Coding region: 126-3251 (1041 amino acids)
Molecular function (GO): zinc ion binding; protein binding
Source: RefSeq, a predicted model, not a curated record